Molecule: messenger RNA, 950 nt
Organism: Hibiscus syriacus
Lineage: Eukaryota; Viridiplantae; Streptophyta; Magnoliopsida; Malvales; Malvaceae
Product: transcription repressor OFP16-like
Exons: 1
Coding region: 98-856 (252 amino acids)
Biological process (GO): negative regulation of DNA-templated transcription
Source: RefSeq, a predicted model, not a curated record
CUUCCUCUUUCUAACAUAACACUAGAGCAAUAAGGAUAAUCCAUAAGCUUGCACUUCAUUUUCCUUUUCUUUGAGACCGCAACUGGAGGCCAUAAUCAUGCCAAACACCCUGGGCAAAAACCUCAAUCUCUGCUUCAAAAGUAUCAGAUUCCCAUUAGCCUCCCACCCUUCCUCUUCUCAGCCGCUAACCCCAGAUGAUAGCCGCCGUCUAUUAACCUCCUCCACCACAUCAUCAGCCGUCUUCAAAAACUACAACUCCCUCUAUGACAACACCUUCGACUACUCAACCUCCAAAUCCCUAACCCACUCUUCAUCUCUCUCCUUUGACCCAGACCCCGAACCCGACUUCGCCACCGUAUUCGCUUCUCAGCGCUUCUUUUUCACUUCUCCCGGUAGCUCCAACUCCAUCAUUGAAUCAACACCGUCGCCAUCGACGGCCACUACGCCUGAAUCAUCGGAUACUGCAGUAUUAGCCGGCAGUUCCAGUCCCAUCGAUAGCGCAAAUGAAUCCUCCAACGACGACAGUUGCUGCGAUCGACCGAGUCACGAACAUAUCCCCCAGACGACCGUCACAAACAGUGUCGCCGUCCCGACCGUCUCUCCCAACCCAUUCACGGAUUUCAGGAGAUCCAUGCAAGAAAUGGUGGAGGCGCGUGACUUAAUCGACGUCAAGGCUAACUGGGAAUACUUGCAUGAGCUUCUCUUGUGUUACCUUGCAUUGAAUCCCAAAAGCACACACAAGUUUAUUAUAGGAGCAUUUGCCGAUCUUCUUGUCAGCCUAAUGGCGGUCGAGGGAGGCGGCAGUGGCAACGACGGAAAUAUCGCUGAGAUUAGCGGCGGUAAGAUUAAUCCAUAGCAGUGCAUGUAAAAAAAUAUGCACCACCUAUUGGCUGCCGAUCAAAAUGUUACUCUAGUUAAUUAAUAUAUACAUGUGCAAGGAAACUCAAAAA